This is a messenger RNA of Chrysochloris asiatica (Cape golden mole), 1665 nucleotides long. It is a transcript of the gene NPY1R, whose product is annotated as neuropeptide Y receptor Y1. The coding region runs from base 153 to 1304 and encodes 383 amino acids. The record is from RefSeq and is a predicted model, not a curated record. Gene Ontology annotation, biological process: G protein-coupled receptor signaling pathway. The transcript has 2 exons. Gene Ontology annotation, molecular function: neuropeptide binding; neuropeptide Y receptor activity. Lineage: Eukaryota; Metazoa; Chordata; Mammalia; Afrosoricida; Chrysochloridae. Gene Ontology annotation, cellular component: neuron projection; plasma membrane.
GAUUGUUCAAUUCAAGGGGAUGAAGAGUUCAGAAUAAUUUUGGUAAAUGGAUUCCAGUAUGGGCAGUAAGAAUAAGCUGAACAUUUGACCUGCUUUGAAGAAACAUAGUGUCCAUUUGUCUAAAGUAAACUGUAACAACCAAACCAAUCAAAAUGAAUUCAACAGCAUUUUCUCAGGUGGUAAAUCAUUCAGUGCAUCAUAAUUUUUCAGAGAAGAAUUCCCAGUUUUUGGCUUUUGAAAAUGAUGAUUGCCAUCUGCCCUUGGCUAUGAUAUUUACAUUAGCUCUUGCUUAUGGAGCUGUGAUCAUCCUUGGGGUCUCUGGAAACCUGGCUUUGAUCAUAAUCAUCUUGAAGCAAAAGGAGAUGAGAAAUGUUACCAACAUCUUGAUUGUGAACCUUUCCUUCUCAGACUUGCUUGUUGCAAUCAUGUGUCUCCCCUUUACUUUUGUCUACACUUUAAUGGAUCAUUGGGUCUUUGGUGAAGCAAUGUGCAAGUUGAAUCCUUUUGUGCAAUGUGUUUCAAUCACUGUGUCCAUUUUCUCAUUGGUUCUCAUUGCUGUGGAACGACAUCAGCUGAUAAUCAACCCACGGGGGUGGCGACCGAAUAAUAGACAUGCUUAUGUUGGAAUUGCUGUCAUUUGGGUCAUUGCUGUGGCAUCUUCUCUGCCCUUUCUGAUCUAUCAAGUUUUGACUGAUGAACCAUUCCAAAAUAUAACACUCGAUGCAUUCAAGGACAAGUACGUGUGCUUCGAUAAAUUUCCAUCAGACUCUCAUAGGUUAUCUUAUACUACUCUCUUGUUGGUGCUGCAGUAUUUUGGCCCACUCUGUUUUAUAUUUAUUUGCUACUUCAAGAUAUACAUACGCUUAAAAAGGAGAAACAACAUGAUGGACAAGAUGAGAGAUAAUAAGUACAGGUCCAGUGAAACCAAAAGAAUUAACAUCAUGUUACUCUCCAUUGUGGUAGCAUUUGCAGUCUGCUGGCUGCCUCUCACCAUCUUUAACACUGUGUUUGAUUGGAAUCAUCAGAUCAUUGCUACAUGCAACCAUAAUCUGUUAUUUCUUCUCUGUCACCUCACGGCAAUGAUAUCCACCUGUGUCAACCCCAUAUUUUAUGGAUUUCUGAACAAAAAUUUCCAGAGGGACUUGCAGUUCUUCUUUAACUUUUGUGAUUUCCGGUCUCGGGAUGAUGACUAUGAGACGAUAGCUAUGUCUACCAUGCACACGGAUGUUUCUAAGACUUCUUUGAAACAAGCAAGCCCAGUCGCAUUUAAAAAAAUCAACAAUGAUGAUAAUGAAAAAAUCUGAACCUGCUUGUAACAUAUGGUCUCUGAUGACAUCUGUUUAAAAACAAGCACAACCUGCAAUAUAACUUUCAUUACCUGUUCUACCAAGGAAUGGAGUUGAAAUUAUUAGGGAAAGACUAAGAUUUUUUUUUGUCUUGCUUUUUACAGCUUUUCUUGUAGUUGUCCUGAUUGCAUUUGGAACAAAAUAUACAGGCUUUGGAAUCUUUUGACAAUAGUUUGGACACGAUAUCUUUGGAAUGCUUUUUGUAAACUUAUGCAUAUAAUGGAAAGGUUUCUAUACUGUGUUUAUUGUAAUGAAAACAAAUUAGUAUUAUUAUUAACUGACAUUUAGAAGCACUAGCCACCUGACAUUCUCAUAUAUU